AUGGCUUUCACCAUUAGGCAACUCUCAUCCUCUACUGUUCCAGGUGGCAUCCCUACUUGCAUCACCUACCCUAAUCCAGCUGAAGGAUUAACAGCUAAUUUUGAAUUGAAGUCUGGAUUGCUCCAUCGUCUCCCUACUUUCUAUGGACUCUCUAUGGAAGAUCCCAACCAGCAUCUAAUGGAGUUUCAGUUCAUUUGUUUAAGCAUGAAGCCACAUUUAGUAGAUGAGAAUAUUUUGAAACUAAAGGCAUGCCCUUUCUCAUUAACUGACAAGGCAAAGCAAUGGCUUUAUGAGUUGCCAAGUGGACACAUUACGUCUUGGGAUGACAUGAUGAAGGCAUUCUUGGAUAAGUACUUCCCCACAUCUCGCAUCAUCAUGCUCAGGAAGAAGAUUAGUGGUAUUCAACAAGGAGUUGAUGAGUCAUAUGCGGAUUAUCAUGAGAGAUUUAAGUCUUUUCUUGCUCAAUGCCCUCAACAUGGCAUGAAGGAUGAGACUUUGCUUACUUGUUUUUAUGAAGGGCUCACCAACUUGGAGAGAGAUAUGCUUGAUGCUGCUUCUGGAGGUUCCUUCAUGGACAAACAACCAGCUGCUGGGAUGGCUCUAAUUCAAAGUAGAGCUUCUAACCAACAACAAUAUGGAGGAAUAAGAUCCACCACACAUGAAAUACAUGGAGUUAAUGAGGUAAGUACUUUUGCUCAUUUGGAAGAUAAAAUUAACAAGCUUACUUCUCUUGUGUCUCAGGUUGUUACAACAAAAGGACAAACUAUGGCAUGUGGAGUGUGCUCAAUGCAAGGGCAUGCAGCUGAUCAAUGCCCUCAACUCAUGGAAAAUGAAGGAGUUAACGCCAUAGGCUUCCAACAAGGGCAAAACCGUCGUCGAAAUGAUCCUUUCUCGAACACAUAUAAUGAAGGAUGGAGAAAUCACCUAAAUUUCCAUUGGAGAGACAAUGACAACGUCCAAGGAGUUGCCCCAAACGCCAAUUAUAAUCGUGCUCCACCUAGUUUCUUCCAAAAGACUCAGGCUCCUCUAAACUCUACUCCUUUAAAUUCUUCAUCUUCUUCUUCUUCUAAUAAUAAUUCUGAUGAGAUUAUUAAAAUGCUAGCAACUUCUAAUCAGACUUUAGUGCAAGGUCAGAAUCUCAUUCAAAAUAUGAUGGAAGAAAUGGAGAAGCAGCUAGGGAAGUGGUUGAUCAUAUGA
Molecule: messenger RNA, 1197 nt
Organism: Rosa chinensis
Lineage: Eukaryota; Viridiplantae; Streptophyta; Magnoliopsida; Rosales; Rosaceae
Exons: 1
Coding region: 1-1197 (398 amino acids)
Source: RefSeq, a predicted model, not a curated record